Vanderwaltozyma polyspora DSM 70294 is the source of this 546-nucleotide messenger RNA. RefSeq names its product Arf family GTPase ARF2 (gene ARF2). The record is from RefSeq and is a predicted model, not a curated record. Gene Ontology annotation, molecular function: GTPase activity; GTP binding. Lineage: Eukaryota; Fungi; Ascomycota; Saccharomycetes; Saccharomycetales; Saccharomycetaceae. Gene Ontology annotation, cellular component: plasma membrane; cytoplasm. Gene Ontology annotation, biological process: intracellular protein transport; vesicle-mediated transport. The transcript has a single exon. The coding region runs from base 1 to 546 and encodes 181 amino acids.
AUGGGUAUUUUUGCAUCAAAAUUGUUCAGUAACCUCUUUGGUAACAAAGAGAUGAGAAUCUUAAUGGUUGGUCUAGAUGGUGCUGGUAAGACCACCGUUUUAUACAAGUUGAAAUUAGGUGAAGUUAUUACUACUAUCCCAACCAUUGGUUUCAAUGUUGAAACUGUUCAAUACAAAAACAUUUCAUUUACCGUUUGGGAUGUUGGUGGACAAGACAGAAUCAGAUCUUUGUGGAGACAUUAUUACAGAAACACCGAAGGUGUUAUCUUCGUUGUUGAUUCCAACGAUAGAUCUCGUAUUGGUGAAGCCAGAGAAGUUAUGCAAAGAAUGUUGAAUGAAGAUGAAUUGAGAAACGCUGUUUGGUUAGUUUUUGCUAACAAGCAAGAUUUGCCAGAAGCUAUGUCUGCUGCCGAAAUUACUGAAAAGUUAGGUUUACAUUCUAUCAGAAACAGACCAUGGUUCAUCCAAUCUACUUGUGCUACUUCUGGUGAAGGUUUAUACGAAGGUUUAGAGUGGUUGAGUAACAAUUUGAAGAACCAAUCUUAG